AUGUCUGCACCUCGAGCCCGUCCUCCACCUCCACGUCGCAGUGUACCACUUUCCCCAGAUCAGGUCAUGCAAGAUACCGACCAGGUGGGAGGGGUCGAUGACACGACCUCAGAUGCUGAUGCCCGGGUGCGGCGACUGAGUAGUCUAGUUGCUCGCAUGUCGACGGGGAGCCCCGUUCCUCGUUUGCCGCCCAUCCCAACUCGUCAGAAUACGCAGGAAACUUUGCUCGAAUCAAAUGGAAAUCACCGAUCGGAACCUAGUGAAAAUGAUUCAGCCUCACUUUCAAGACUGCUGGCGAGACGCCCCCCGCCGCCGCCGUUGCGUCGAACGUCAACGUCAAGGACUAUUCCUACCCCACCACCGAGGUCUCCUGCACCACCAAAUUUGCCUGCAAGACGACCGGUUCCACCGCCACCUCCGGCGCAUCCGACCCCCCCUCCAGUUGUCAAUGCAGCCACGAAACCCAUAAUAUCAUCACCUCCGCCAGUUGUUGAGGAACGGGAUCCCUCUUGCCUGCAAUGCAGGAGUUUUGAUGCUGUCGAUGCACAUGCCACGUUAUUCCCUCGCCACACCGUCAGGUCUUUAGAAGAACUCGCGCACAACCUCGCAGAACCAUUUGAGGAGGAUAUCGAGAAAGCCAGAGUCAUAUACGCAUGGCUUCAUUACAAUGUUGCGUAUGAUACACAAGCUUUCUUCUCAGGCAACCUCAAGUCCUCUACGCCAGAUUCGACACUCUCUUCUGGCCUUGCCGUCUGUGAAGGUUACGCCGGGCUAUUCGAAUGCCUCGCUGAACACAUGGACAUGCAGGUCCACUUAGUCUCAGGCCACGGCAAAGGUUACGGAUAUCAAGCCCUUCGCGAGGGAGAGCCUGUCCCUGAGUAUAGCGCCGGUCAUGCCUGGACUUGCGUGCAAAUCAACGGGGAAUGGCACCUUAUUGAUUCCUGCUGGGGAUCAGGAGUCGUAAGUGCUGCAGGUUACGAACCGAAGCUCUCAAACAAGUGGUUUAUCUCAUCCCCAAUCGAUUUUGGCAAAAGCCACUUCCCCGAGGAUCCCUCUUUCCAACUCACGCCAGAGGAGGUAACCUGGGAAGAGUACAUAAUUGCACCAGAGGGACCAACAAUUACUGGUGACUUUGAGGACUUCGCCCUCCAUCCUGGCUGCGUUUACCCCGCUACAAAAUCAGUUCCAGAGAAGCAGCGCAUUCAGUUUAGCGUUUCAAAGCGGUGCGAGCACUUGUCAACCGCAGAGGCUGAUAAUUAUGUUUUUGUGAUCAGCACUACCGACAAAGAGUUCACUCCUCUAACUUUCAAUGAAGGGGAAGGAGCUUGGGCUGUGACCAUCUUCACUCCUCGUAGCGGAGACAUUACACUUUACGCCGUCACUACAGUCAGCAACCAAGAUGCCAAAGGACUGGGUGUUGCAGGAUACACGAAGGCAAGAGGUCGCAAAGCCAUGGCGUUCAAAGGACUCGUGAAGUGGACAAUUGCUCAUCUGUAG
Molecule: messenger RNA, 1497 nt
Organism: Cyclocybe aegerita
Lineage: Eukaryota; Fungi; Basidiomycota; Agaricomycetes; Agaricales; Hemipholiotaceae
Source: the annotation of a GenBank genome assembly